Mobula hypostoma (lesser devil ray) is the source of this 1407-nucleotide messenger RNA. It is a transcript of the gene ankrd9, whose product is annotated as ankyrin repeat domain 9. The record is from RefSeq and is a predicted model, not a curated record. Bases 197 to 1099 code for a protein of 300 amino acids. Gene Ontology annotation, molecular function: protein binding. Lineage: Eukaryota; Metazoa; Chordata; Chondrichthyes; Myliobatiformes; Myliobatidae. The transcript has a single exon.
GCCGGAGUCCCUGGUCAGGGGACGGUCGCAUAAAAGGGCUGACAGGAACCCAGCGCCUGGCUGCAGAGGCAGCGUCGAGUCCCGGGAGAGCGGGUUUCCCGGACCAGCAGCAACAACAGUUGCCAGAGAGAGAGACAAGUGCAGAUUUGAGGAGAGCUUCGCGUCACCUUGAGAACGGCUGUAAGAGCGCGUCAGCAUGCCUUGGGACCUGGGCAGCCCUCCCCACGGCCGGGACUACCGCUGCCAGAAGCGCUGCAAGAAAUCGUCUUUCGCCUUCUAUCAGGCGGUGCGGGACCUCCUGCCUGUCUGGAUCCUGGAGGAAAUGAGGACCAUGGAGGCGUUUCACUGGGAGGAGGGCGGCCGUAUGAGCGCCUACUCGCCGUCCGAAGCCCUGCUCUACGCUCUGGUGCACGACCACCAGCGCUACGGCCAGUACCUGCUAAACCAGCACCCGCGGGCAGCGCUGGCCGUGCCCAGCGACAGCUUUUGCUGCUGCCGCUCCUCGGCACCGCACCUCGCCAUGGCCGUACGCUACAACCGCGUCGCCACCCUGGCACACCUCCUGAAGUGCCUGCGGGACUGUCCUGGCAUCGACCGCUCCGACUACAUCAACCGCAGGGGCUGUGUGCAUGUGGAGAGCGGCAAAACGCCGCUGCAUGUAGCUUGCGAGCUGGCAAGAGCCGAGUGUUUGAUUUUGCUGCUGACGCACGGCUCCUCUCCCUACAUCACGGACUGCGAGGGUAACACACCGCUGGACACGUUACUCCUGCAGCUGUGUGACAGCCGGCUGGAGAUGCAGAGAAAGCACGCCUGCCUACAUCGUCUCCUGCUUUUCAUGCCGGAACUGAAAUUUAAAAUGAAGUCGGCGCUGAGAAGCAACGCCGGCCUCUGGCAGGGUUUGCUUUCUCCGGACAUCUUUCAGUGGCUCUCGGGCUGCAGUCCGCCGCCGCUCUUUGUGAAGGCCAUGCAAACUUUAAUCGCAGCCAUCGCUCCAGAGAGAUUCCCAGAGGGGCUGCACGAAUUGCCUAUAUCCCACCUACUUAAACCUUUGGAUUUCAAACUGACCAUGGAGGACACUGCCCAAUCAAACUAUAAGUGAUGUCGCUUUUAUGUUUAAGGAAUUUAAUAAAAGACUGGUUACAGAAAGGCUUUAUAGAGCGGCCUCCGCCGCGCUGGAAAACGGACGUUUGGCUGCUUUUAUAAAGAACUUUAGUGAAGUGUACUAUGGAAUCAGAAACUUCGCGAAAGAGGUCAUUAAAGCCUGAGUGAUUUGUUUGACUUCCUUGGGUUAUAUCUUUCACUCAAACUUUUGAAAUAAUAGCUGUUAUGUAAUGCUUUUGAGUGUGAACUGUAUCUCCGCAUUCGGGUUUCAAUUCCCGCAGUAAAUAGUUUUGAUUAAGUGUUUAA